ACUCCAUCCUGGAAACGCCCCUGCGUCCGUGAUCCGCGUCUACGAAGUACGACAUCAGUAGGCGGUGCUGGAUUUUACUCCGCAGUUUCUUCGGCUGCAGCCGGUUGUACUUGUGGCAAACAGCCCAGUAUUAAACAUUAAGCUGGUUGAAAGCUUGCACGACGAGCUGUUAACGAUUCUCUCACCUGUUGGUCAUGCUCAAAAUCCCCCCUGAUUAAGCGAAGUGAGGCGGGCACCUGUGGACCACGCACAGCUGUUUAGACAUCUGGAAUCAUCAGAACAGAUGUGAAGGCAGUGACGCCAGACUAAUCUGAUUAUCUCUCGGGUGAGAAUGAACGAGAAAGCCACUGGAGUGCAGAUCAUCAGUGAAGUGCUCGCAAGGCAGAAUAAAGGGGAUGAGGAGGAGAAGCUGACAGAUGAUGAGGAGCCCAGAGUGUGUGGUGUCUGUGGAGAUCUGGCAAAUGGUUACCACUUCAAUGCCUUGACCUGCGAAGGCUGCAAGGGCUUCUUCAGACGUACCAUAAAGAGGUCAAACCAACUCCGCUGUCCAUUCCUGAAUAAAUGUGUUAUAACGAAAAACAGCCGCCGGUCUUGUCAAGCCUGCCGCAUGCGCAAGUGUCAGGCCAUUGGCAUGUGCAAAGACAUGGUCAUGUCUGAUGAAAAGGUGCUGGAGAGAAGGGUCAAAAUCAAGAAAAAGAAGAUACUUAACACCCCAGUUCAGCUUUCAUCCCAACAAGAAAGACUUAUUCAGGAACUGCUCUUUGGUCACCGCAGCACAUUCGACUCGGCAUUUUCCCGCUUCAGCGGCUUCAGGCCUAUGGACCGAAACAUCCUUCCUGUGAAUACGCACAAGCAGACGGCAAGCAAGCUCUUUAACCCUCUGACCGAGUGCCCUAGAAACGCCUGCAGCACUGCGAGUAAAUCUACCACCGAGCCCACAUCAUCGCCAUCGGCCACCUCGUGCUGUUUAUCCUCCUCCCGUUUCCACAGUUCCAUUAAAAAACAAGAACACCACAUACGGAACGAUGUCGAAAACAGAUGUGUUUUCACCGCUCUUCCGCACGUGGCCGACCUCACGACUUACAUGAUCCAGGAUGUCAUUAGCUUUUCCAAAAGUCUCCAGGACUUCCAGUCUCUUACCAUGGGAGACCAAAUAUCUCUGCUGAAGGGAGCCAUGUUUGAAAUAAUACAGAUCCGCUUUAACAUGGUGUUCAACUCAAAAACAAGCACAUGGGAAUGUGGCCAUAUUACAUACUGCAUAGAUGACGCCGUACGAGCGGGAUUUCAGCCGCUCCUGCUGGAGCCCCUGUUCAGAUUUCACCACACCCUGCGCACACUGGGCCUACAGGAGGAAGAAUACGUUCUCAUGCAAGCCAUGUCUCUGUUUUCUCCAGAUCGUCCAGGCGUGCAGCAACACAGCUUGAUUGACAAGGUUCAUGAAAACUUGGCGCUGACGCUAAAAACCUGGAUUGACUGCAAGAGAUCAGGUCCAGAGAAACACCUGCUGUAUCCCAAAGUGAUAGCCUGCUUUACAGAGAUGAGAACAAUGACUGAGGAGUACAGCAAACAAAUUCUACAGAUCCAGGACAUCCAGCCUGACACCAUCACUCCUCUCAUAAUGGAGCAGAUGGCCCCGCCCCUCCCUGAGCCUGGUUCUGCUGGAGGUUUCUUCAAAGUGCUUCCAUUCUGAUGCUCUGUUUGAAGUUCAUCAGGUCAUCUCGACCACGUCUACACACCUAAAUGCACCAAGCUAGAGCCAUGUGAUCAGUCGAAUACACAUUUGCAUUAAUGAUUAGUUGAGCAGGUCUACCUAAUAAAGUGUCUUUGACAAUAUAUAAUGUA
Messenger RNA from Oreochromis niloticus (Nile tilapia), 1842 nucleotides. RefSeq names its product nuclear receptor subfamily 1, group I, member 2 (gene nr1i2). The record is from RefSeq and is a predicted model, not a curated record. Bases 332 to 1690 code for a protein of 452 amino acids. Gene Ontology annotation, molecular function: RNA polymerase II cis-regulatory region sequence-specific DNA binding; zinc ion binding; nuclear receptor activity. Gene Ontology annotation, biological process: cell differentiation; positive regulation of transcription by RNA polymerase II; negative regulation of transcription by RNA polymerase II. Lineage: Eukaryota; Metazoa; Chordata; Actinopteri; Cichliformes; Cichlidae. The transcript is spliced from 10 exons.